Protopterus annectens (West African lungfish) is the source of this 2436-nucleotide messenger RNA. RefSeq names its product premelanosome protein (gene PMEL). Gene Ontology annotation, biological process: melanosome organization. The record is from RefSeq and is a predicted model, not a curated record. NCBI's taxonomy places the organism in Eukaryota, Metazoa, Chordata, Ceratodontiformes, Protopteridae. The transcript is spliced from 12 exons. Gene Ontology annotation, cellular component: melanosome. The coding region runs from base 53 to 2194 and encodes 713 amino acids.
UCAGCUUAGGUUUUGGAGUGGACAGCUGACGGGUCUGUAGGAAGCAGAAAAGAUGAGUGUGGUUUGUUGCUGGAUCUUGUACUCUGUCUUCCUAGUUUCUGUUUCUUCUACUUGGAACAGCAAGUUGUUAAAUACAGCACGACAGGCAAUUAAAGAUGGUACCGCAGGGACAGGUCUUCCUGGUGACAGAUCCUGGAAUUCCCAGAUGUAUCCAAGAUGGCAAGGAGGAGACCCCAGAAACCAGGACUGUUGGCGAGGUGGUCCAGUGACAUUUGAUGUGAGUAAUGAUGCCCCAACGCUUACAGGAGCUAAAUCCACAUUCUCCAUUCAGCUGAAAUUUCCUGCAAACCAGACAGUAUUGCCAGAUGGAGAGGUUGUGUGGUCUGAGAACUGUACAAUCAAUGGAAGUCAUGUUACAACUGGAGAACCUGUUUACGCUGAUGAGUCUUCAGAGGGCUCCAAAUGUGUUUUCCCUGAUGGGAGACCAUUCCCAGCUAAUCCAGAAGGAAGACGCAGAAGAUUUGUGUAUGUCUGGCAAACAUGGGGAAAAUACUGGCAAGUAAUAGAUGGCCCUACAUCCCAGCUAACUGUGGACACGCAUGACGUAUCCCUUGGUUCUUACACCAUGGAAGUGACUGUUUACCAUUAUAGAGGACGUCAGAAAUUCAUUCCUAUUGGGAAAGGCACAUCUCAGUUCGCUAUCACAGACCAAAUUCCUUUUACUGUGAGCAUUGCACAGAUUAAUGAUGUGAAUCAGGCUGACGAAAACUUCAUCCAGAACAGAGCCAUCAGCUUUACUGUGCAGGUGCAUGAUCCCAGCCAGUACUUGAAAGAUGCAGAUGUCACUUUUUCCUGGGAUUUUGGAGAUAACAGUGGGACUUUGAUCUCUCACACAACAGUUGUUACCCACACUUAUCUUACAACUGGUACCUUCAGCCCUCAGCUGAUCCUGCAGGCUGCAAUUCCUGUGGACGGCUGUGGGACACCUGCCGGAACUGUUCUCGUACCAACAACAAGAGGAUUAGAUCCAAUAACAUCUUUUCCUAUUAGUCAGGCCAGCACAGGAGGGGCAUCUGUAACAUCUGAGCCAUUACCCUCAGCUCAGCCUACAGGGCAAGAAGGGACAACAGUGCCUCCAUCAGAAGUUCCCACUGCUCAACAAACAACUGGCACAGAACUGUCUCAACCUUCCAGUAUGGACCCAUUGAUUCCAACUUCUACUAUACAGUCCAUAGAUCCAGUGACUGGUCUUCCCACUACUACCAUGGAAACUGCUGCUUCAGCCGCAAGUGUGGAUCCAGAGACACCUUCCUCCCCAGUGGCUCCUGCUUCAUCUUUGCUUCCUGGCACCUCUGCUUCAACUGCUCAAGCUGCAGCCACCUCCAGUGCAGAGAGCAGUCCUCAACCAUCCUCAGCUUCAUCUGCAGGAUCGACAGCAUCUGUUGUGGUAGUAUCUAUAGCAGAAACAGGCUUCAGCACCACCCCACAGGGAGCAGUGAGUACUGCCACUGAAGGCUCAGAUGAGAACCUGCUUUUAGUAAAACGUCAAGUACCUGAAGAUUCAGCAACUGCUGGGUGUAUCAUCUACCGGUAUGGCAGCUUCUCUACCAACGUCAAUAUAGUCCAGGGUAUUGAAGCAGUGGAGAUUGUCCAAGUGGCAAACGUGAUACCUGUUGGAUCCAGUGAUGUUCAGCAGAAUGCAGUGGAUAUUACAGUAACCUGCCAGGGAAGUUUGCCCACAGAGGUGUGUACUAUGGUUCUGGAUUCUGCCUGUGUCACCCCAGAGCAAACAAUCUGCAAUCAGGUAGCACCGCCUCCUGAAUGUCAGCUUGUCCUGCGUCAGUUCUUCAAUGACUCUGGUGUCUACUGCGUCAAUGUCUCCAUGACUAAUGGAGUUAGCCUGGGAGUUGCCAGUGCACAAGUCAGCAUCAGCGCAGAAGAUGGAAAAACACCCUCACACUUUGGGGUAGUCGCUUUGGUCGGGCUGGUUGCGAUGGCUGGUGUGAUUCUGGGAGUUGUAGCUGUGGCAUACAGGCAGAUGAAGGGCUACAUUCCUUUGCGGGAGAACCUAGCUGGCAGCAUGAGAAAUCGUUGGGCACCUGAAAGGUCUACUGUGUCACACUUAUUUCAAAAUAUUUUUGGUCGUUCUACAACUGGAGAGAACAGUCCCCUCUUAAGAGGCCAAGUUGUUUAAGAGGAUUUCAGAAAUAAAAUGUAAUUUUAUGACCAUAAGACAGUAUAGUGGCAUGCAAAAUGUGGAGGAUGGAAACCUUUAUCUGUCUAUUUGGCCAGCCUCAAAAAAUGGGUUUUGGAUUUUUUUUGUACUUGGAAUUUGUAAGAAAAGGCUAGCCUUAAAGUUAAUUACAAAUGUGUACAGAUUAUGGCAAAAUAUAAACAAAUUAUUUGGUGACUAUAACAAUAAAAUGGAUGCUCCCA